Molecule: messenger RNA, 1996 nt
Organism: Gopherus flavomarginatus (Mexican gopher tortoise)
Lineage: Eukaryota; Metazoa; Chordata; Testudines; Testudinidae
Gene: TXNIP
Product: thioredoxin interacting protein
Exons: 8
Coding region: 353-1528 (391 amino acids)
Biological process (GO): protein transport
Cellular component (GO): cytoplasm
Molecular function (GO): ubiquitin protein ligase binding
Source: RefSeq, a predicted model, not a curated record
CCGGGCUCACAGCUUUGCAGGCAGGAGCAGAAGGGGGGUUGUCUGGUGCUGGAGAAGUGAAGGAAGCUGCUGCCUACCAAGGGGCUCCUGUCUUGCUAUUGUUCCCCCUCCCAGGAUUCCAUCAUUUAAACAAGGGGCUGAACUUUAAAAAAAUUGCCAUAAAUAGUCACUUUUUAACCCAAAAAGGGGUGAAUUGAUUUGCAAAAACUCCCUGAAGUUUUGCAACUAGAGCUUUUGAAAAAGUCACAGUUGCCUAAAUCCUCCAGAGCGUGACUCCAAACCACUCCGGUUUAAAAAAAAAAAAAUCUUUUUUUUGGGGGGGGGAAGAGACCAAUCAUUGCAACCAGUCACCAUGGUGGUGUUCAAGAAGAUCAAGACCUUCGAGAUCGUCUUCAGCGAGCCUGACAAGGUCUUCUGCAGUGGAGAGAAGGUAGCCGGCCGUGUGCUGGUGGAAGUGACCGAAGUCACCCGGGUCAGCUCAGUUAAAGUGCUGGCUUGUGGGGAGGCCAGGGUGGUCUGGAUCAAGGGACCCCAACAAUGCAAGCAGGAGAUGGAGUACCUGCGCUAUGAAGAUGUCCUCACCCUGGAUGAUCAUCCUACUGAUGAGGAUGGUUCUGUGAUCUUGAGACCUGGCAACAAAUACGAAUACAAAUUUGGAUUUGAGCUUCCCCAGGGGCCUCUGGGGACCUCCUUCAAAGGGAAGUAUGGCUGUGUGGAUUACUGGGUUAAGGCUUUCUUGGAUCGCCCCUCCUGUCACCCCCAGGAGAUAAAGCAGCACUUUGAGGUCAUGGAUCCUGUUGAUGUCAACACUCCGGACUUAAUGUCGCCAGUCGCUGCCAAGAAAGACAAGAAGGUGUCCUGCAUGUUCAUUCCUGAUGGACAUGUGUCUGUCAGUGCCAGGAUUGACCGAAAAGGAUUCUGUGAAGGUGAUGACAUCUGCAUAAAUGCAGACUUUGAGAACAUCUGCUCCCGGAUCGUGGUACCCAAAGCAGCCAUUGUUUCCAAGCAUACCUACUUGGCAAAUGGGCAGACCAAGGUUUUGACCCAGAAACUUUCCUGCGUCCGAGGCAACCCCAUCAUUUCGGGCAUGUCUGAGAGCUGGCGGGGUAAAACUCUCCGGGUCAAGAAGAUCAAACCAUCCAUCCUGGGCUGCAAUAUCCUGCGUGUGGAGUACUUCUUGCAGAUCUACGCCAGCGUCCCUGGCUCCAAGAAGAUCGUUCUGGAGCUGCCUCUCGUCAUCGGUAGCAGAUCUGGGUUUGCCAGCCGCAGCUCCAGCAUGGCUAGCCAGGCUAGCUCUGAAAUGAGCUGGGUGGACCUCAAUAUCCCUGAUGCUCCAGAAGCACCUCCAUGCUACCUGGACAUCGUAUCUGAAGAUCACCGGCUGGAGAGCCCCACCACUCCCCUUCUGGAUGAUCUCGACAGUUCCUUCGACAGCCCAAUCUUCAUGUAUGCCCCAGAGUUCAAGUUCAUGCCUCCUCCCACUUACACAGAGGUGGAUCCCUGCAACGCUAACAACAAUGUGCAGUGAGUACCAAGAAGCAGCCGUUCCUCUGUUUCUUCUACUUUCCUGGACUCACUUUCAAUCUGCAGUGAUUGUACCUGGCCAAAGUUCAGAACGGGGUUUCAAAGCCCUGAUGCAGGAAGAAAACGUCCCAAGGAAGCGUGGGGUAGGGCAGCUUCUGCCAGGCUGAAAAAUCCCAGCCAGCACUGAAGAAGGCAGAUGUAAAGGUCUUUCUUCUAAGAUGUGCUGUGUGCACAGAUUUGAUGUGAUGAGCACAGAGGCUAUCGGGCCUUGCCUGCACUCCAGAGCCCUUAAGAAUCUCCCUGGAAAAUAAAUAGUUGCUUGUGUGGAAACUGUAAUGGGAGUACAUGGGGUGGUGGAAAAGGUGUGUGCUCUGUGGAGAGCACUUAAGAGUUGAUUUGUUAGGGAGAGGCACGAAGCCAGCAGAUUCUGACUUAAAAAAAAAAAAAGGCUUCUGUGCCAGAAAAAUUACCA